Messenger RNA from Rubroshorea leprosula, 2195 nucleotides. NCBI's taxonomy places the organism in Eukaryota, Viridiplantae, Streptophyta, Magnoliopsida, Malvales, Dipterocarpaceae. The record is from the annotation of a GenBank genome assembly.
GUAAGAAAUUGGUUGAAAAAGUGCUUUACUUAGUAGCAUUAUCAACGUUUUUGGUCAACUCUACUGGAAAAUCAAGAGACCGUAAGUUUUCCUCCCUCAUCUGCCUCUCUUCUUCUGCAUCUUGCUUUCUGUCCUCAAGCAUGACAGUGGAAGCAACAAAAACGUGCUGAAAAAAAAGGCUGUCUUUUAGUUCAAUUUGUUUUCUCUACCGGUUUUGACCAAGCUGGAACCACCGUUAGCCAUCUCCCUGGAUUUGAUAGAAGCUUCAAACUGGAUCUGAUUUUCACCCCAGUCUCCCUCUUGCAAGACUCAGUUCACUCACUGUUAAUGGCUGAAUUAACAAAGUAAAGAGUGCAACUUGUACAUGGGAUCUACCUUUCUUGUUAAGUGUACUGGAAAGCUGGAGGUCACACAAGUCUUCUCUCCUCAACUACCUUUCUUCCGCAUCUUGCUUUCAGCCCUCACAACAAGAAUCAUGAUAGAAGCAACAAAACGUGCUGAAAAAUGGCUGUUUAAUAUAAUUUGUUUUCAUGCUUUCCUUCUACUGGUUUUGACUAAGAUUGCAGCUGCGGGGACCACAGUGAGCUAUCUGCCCGGUUUUGACGGUGAACUCCCUUUCAAGCUUCAAACUGGGUAUAUUGGAGUGGGAGAAUGGAAUGAGUCACAACUGUUUUACUAUUUUGUGGAGUCUCAGAGGAACCCUGAAAUGGACCCUCUUAUGCUUUGGCUCGCAGGAGGUCCUGGCUGUUCCACUCUGUUUGCAAUCCUUUAUGAACAGGGUCCCUUAGUUUUUGAUUAUGCCAAUUUCAAUGGGAGCCUACCAAUACUUCAUCUCAACCCAUAUGCAUGGACUCAGGCAAAUGUAAUAUAUUUGGAUCAACCAGUUGGCACUGGAUUCUCUUACUCUACAACACAAGAAAAUUAUCACGUUGAUGACACUAAAUCUGCAGCACAGACCUAUGAGUUCCUAAGGAAGUGGUUGCUUGAGCACCCUCAGUAUUUAACAAAUAAACUGUUCAUUGGCGGAAAUUCUUAUGCUGGAAUACCUCUCCCAAUUGUAGUCCAACAUAUAGUCAAUGGUAAUGAAGCUGGACUAGAGCCACUGAUGAAUCUUAAAGGAUACACUCUGGGUUCGCCAUGCACUGAUCACUUUAUUGAUUUCAAUUCAAGACUUCCAGCAGCUUACCGACUGUCACUCAUAUCUGAGGAACUCUAUGAGUAUGCCAAACUACAUUGUGGUGGAGAUUAUGUCAAUGUUAAUUCUAGCAACACAGAAUGUGCAUCUGCUAUAAACGAAUACAAGGAGUUGGUUCUACAAAUAGAAAAAGAUAACAUUCUGGACCCCAUUUGCCAAACUGCCUCUCUGGGAACAAAUGAAGCAAGAAGACAACUUGAGCACGAGCCUGAAGGGGCAAAUAGUUGUAAGGAAUAUAACUAUGUGCUAUCGGAGGUAUGGGCUAAUGACAGACGUGUCCAAGAAGCACUUCAUGUUCGAGAGAAUACAAAAGGGGUUUGGGAAAGGUGCAAUUCCAGCUUAGCCUACACAAAGACUGUCAGAAGCUCUGUUGAAUUUCAUCGUAAUCUCAGCAAGAAAAGUCUUCAAGUUCUCAUUUACAGUGGUGAUCACGAAUUAAUUUUCACGCAUAUUGGUACGCACAACUGGGUCCGUACACUCAAUUUGACCAAAGAUGAGAAUUGGAGGGCAUGGUUUGUAGAUGGUCAAGUUGCAGGAUUCACCGAGAAGUAUAUAAAUGGUGACUACACUCUGAUCUUCGCCACAGUUAAGGGUGCUGGUCACGUUCCUACAGAGUACAAACCAAAUGAAUGUCUUGCCCUGAUGGACCGUUUCUUUGGUUAUUAUCCUCUCUAGAGAUAAUUGAUGACACAUUUCAGACUAGGCCGUGAGAUAAUCCUACCGUACCCUCUCACAAAGUUCUCCAUACCCAUCAAUGUUACUAUGACCUUGAAAGUAAUACAUUUAAUUAAUGCAAUAUUUGGGGUUUAUUCCUAAAAUAGUUUAUCAAGCUCGACUGGAGCCCCACUUUUCUAAAUUCAACAAAGCUUGAACUUGACUCAAACUUGUUAUUAUGGAAAUCGAGCUCGAGCUUGAGCAUUCUAUUAUGUAGCUCGACUUGGCUUGUUUACAGUUCUAUUUAGAGGUUCAUAACUCCGGACAAGAAAAAUCAUUCAAAAUU